AUGAUUGUGCUCAUUUUCCUGGCUAUGGGACUCAGCUCAGAAAAUAAAUCUACUUCUCAUACUCAAGAUUGUGCAUAUUUAAGGCAGCAAUGCCAAAGUGAUGGAACUGCAUGUGAACAUGCUUGGCGAAUAGUGGAAGAUGCCUGCGGUAUUUCAGAUCCAGGUGACUCCUGCAAGAUAACUAAUUCAUCACACUGCAAUCUGACCAUCCAGUGCUUAGUGGAAAGUAAUUUCCAAUUUAAACGGUGUGUCUACACUGAUGACCUCUCUUGCACUGUGAACAAAGUUUUUGGAAUAAAAUGCAUCAAUAAGUCAGAUGACAUCAAAGAGGACAAAAAAUUCAAACAGAACCUAAUUACUCCUUCCCACCACGGACUCGCAGGGGUGCCGUCCUGCCUGGAAGCCACGGCCGCCUGCCUGGGCGACGCGGCCUGCAACGCGCGCUUGGCCGCCUACCUCUCCGCGUGCUCCGCGCAGCGCGCCGGGAGACGUUACUGGACAUUUCAGUCAAAAUGCUGGCCCCACGUGGCUGAAAAGUGCCACGAGGAUGAGACCUGCAUCAGCACUUUAAGCAAACAGGAUAUCACGUGCUCAGGAAGUGAGGACUGCAGAGCUGCCUACAUCGGUAUCCUUGGGACAGCCCUUCAGGGCCAGUGCACCUGUAGGGCUACUACCCAAACUGAAGAAUCUUUAUGCAAGAUUUUCCAGCAACUGCUCCAUCGAAAAUCAUGUUUCAAUUAUCCAAUCCUGUCUAAUGUCAAAGGCAUUCCAUUUUAUAACAGAAAACAUGCAAAGGAAAUUACUCUAACUGGAUUCCAUUCUCGCGUCAAUGGAGAAGUAAUCUAUGCUGUCAUGUGCAUGACAGUCACCUGUGGAGUCCUUCUCCUGGUUAUGCUCAAACUGAGAAUCUCCAGAAUUCCAAGUCAAACAAGGGAUCCACCACGAAUCCAAAUACCUGGAGGAAUCAUCAUUCACUAAGAGUCAUGGAUUGUUAGAUGGAUUCCUAAAUAUUUCAAUUUCUUGGAUGUUAUUGUGAAA
This is a messenger RNA of Chinchilla lanigera (long-tailed chinchilla), 1038 nucleotides long. It is a transcript of the gene Gfral, whose product is annotated as GDNF family receptor alpha like. The record is from RefSeq and is a predicted model, not a curated record. Lineage: Eukaryota; Metazoa; Chordata; Mammalia; Rodentia; Chinchillidae. Bases 1 to 978 code for a protein of 325 amino acids. Gene Ontology annotation, molecular function: signaling receptor activity. The transcript is spliced from 9 exons. Gene Ontology annotation, biological process: nervous system development. Gene Ontology annotation, cellular component: external side of plasma membrane; signaling receptor complex.